UUGCAAACUAAGAGACCAAACCGGUUCCUAUUCCUGUUCUGCCACUUUCCCCCCUUUAGAGUUUCUGAUAUAAGUAGAUGGAGCUACGACACAGAUACUCACUCCGGUAAGCAGCCAUGAGACCGUCCACGGUUGGGUUCCUCUCCGUCCUCCUCGGGAUCAUCCUGCUUCAAGCCGCGUCUUCCGCUGAAACAAUUGGACAGUGUCCUUAUUACAAAAUGAAUGAACUAGUCAGAUGUGAUUCCUACGACACAACUGCCUGCAAGACAGAUGACAACUGUGGAGGUCUGCAGAAGUGCUGCAGAGAGAUCUGUACCUUCAAAUGCAAGUACCCUGUGUACUCGGGAUAAGAAGCCAUUAAAGACAGUGAAGAGAUGAAUUCGGCAUCAACUCAUUGUGAUUGGCAGGACGUCACCCCACACAGAUAUUGUCAUUACCUAAUAAAAAAAAAUCUUCAAUCCCAAA
Molecule: messenger RNA, 465 nt
Organism: Rana temporaria (common frog)
Lineage: Eukaryota; Metazoa; Chordata; Amphibia; Anura; Ranidae
Product: WAP four-disulfide core domain protein 12-like
Exons: 3
Coding region: 117-350 (77 amino acids)
Cellular component (GO): extracellular region
Molecular function (GO): peptidase inhibitor activity
Source: RefSeq, a predicted model, not a curated record